CUCAUUCUGCUCAAUCGUAAGCGCGCGUUCGGGCGAGCCGCACGUACCUCUCCGCCGACGCACCUACUUACCACCGAACUUUACGUCGCUACCAAAACAAUAAUAGUAAAUGAAACUGUGCACAAUUGUUCUUUACCAGUGACCGACGCGUAACUAAACACUCGAAAACAGUGAUAAAUGUUGUGGAACACCGUUGGAGUUAACAAAACACGGAGUUCUAAACUUUCCAACGAACGAGCCAUGUGACUACGGCGGGAACGAGUAAUAGCUGUAAUGUGGCUGCUAGCGGCUCUGCUAGCAGCCUGUGCUGCGGGCGCGGUGAGCACGCCGUGCUUCGAGGCUCGCACGCGCUGCGCCUACCGCACCGGGUGCGGUGCUGCGCUCAACAACUACAUGAUCCUGUGCAAUGAUGUGCUUUCUGAACCUACCAGCGUGUGUCCCAAACCGUGCGAACAUGCGCUUAUAGCGCUUAUGUCCACAGAAGAAGGAAAAGAACUGAUGAAGUGCGAGUGUGAAGACGAGUAUUGCCUGGAAGCGAAGUCGCGGAUCGACGUUUGUCGGCCUUCGGUUCUUCGCGGAGCCGCGAAUGCAACGAGUUCGUGUCGUCUGUCACAGCUGAUUUGCACAGCCGAUGCCCAGUGCGCCACUGCGCUCGGGUACUACCACCGAUUGUGCCGCGCUAUGUACCGCGGCAGAAAAUGCUCACACAAGUGCCUAAACGCUAUAGAAAUUCUAAGAAAACAGGAGAAAGCAGCGCCUCUCACAGGAUGCCAAUGCGAUGGCAAUGAGGAUUACGACUGUCCUCGGAUGCAGAACAACCUGGCCAGGCUCUGCUUCCACAAGAAGGUGGACCCAAUAGACAAAAAAACAACAGUCGUACCAGAAGUGAUUCAAGUAGGCAGCAGUUCCAUUGCCACUGUUUCAAUACGGCUGCUAGUAUUAUUAACAUUUUUCAGUUCAAAAUUCUAUACGUGAUAGUUUUAUGGGUCUACCUCAAGUAUUAGAUAUAAUUUAAUUUUAGAUUGCAGCAGCAAUUGUUUUGAAGUACAACUUUUGUAAAUAUGUAAAUGAGAAUAGUAUAGGUUAGUAAGUCGUAAUAAUUAGAGUCGGAGUAAGUGAGGGAAGGCAAGGUAAGAGACGUAGAUGCCAAGAUGUUCCUAUACCUAAAUGCAGUGGGAUUGACUUGCAUGAUAGUUGUUAAGAGUUGUUUCCUUAGAACUGGUUUACUCGGAACGCAAUACACACGAAUAUAAGUAUACCCCUAGAAUUGGCUACACUUAUGUAUCUGUACACUGGAACAAUGUGGCUGGUUGAAUCAUAAAGGCUGAGUCACAAAGGUGUUGUAAACCAGCUCAAAGAAAUCUCAGACUCCGGGCUGUUGAUACUACUUGAUACGGUGUUAAAUCUUAGGCCAACGCACGCGCAUAAUGCAGGCAAUCUCGCAUGAUAGAGGAUAGCCGCGCCGCCCACAGCACGCAUGCGUCGCGCGGGCGUCGCUAUAAAUACGGCAGCGCCGGUGGUCCGGCGACAAAUGCUAGGCUGUUCCCGCCGCGGCGCCACGACGAUUGAUCUAACAUCCCGGCACUAUUCCCCGUCAAACACAAAUUUACAAAUCAACGUUUCAAUCUGUCCUUAUCCAUCGCAUGUGCUCUGACGGGCGUUUGAAAGAAACGGAAGAGAUAUUGAGGUCGGGAAGUGGAUGCUCUAAUGACAUAGUCGUAGCUAAUUCCGGUGUGACACUAAUCGCUUGCCUGAUGUAGGGCGGAUUCUGUAAAAAUAUUUUCGUAUGGAUUCCAAAGUCUCAUUAGCAUACCAUGUUGUUUCAUAUUGUUUUUGAGCGACAUUUUUCGCUAAUGAAUGGGUGAGAGCAGGUUUUCAUGUGUCAAAAGUAAAAAAAGAGCAUAAUAGGAGCUCGUUUACAAAAUGUAUCCUAUCGCUGCUACGUUUUUCCUUAUAGGCACGUAAUAAGUUUUCUACCCAGUUUCGUGUACUUGCUUGCCGUAGCCGUGUCCCUCUUGCUCAAUUUAAAGCGAACGGUUUAACCGUGGUCCCUCCGUAAUGAAGAGGUUGGAACCGGUUUGGUCCAAGCGCCUAUUCCGAGAGCCACCAAAACGAGAGCAGAUCUGUUUUGCACCAGUACGAACACAUUUAAGGUCCGUUAAACAUUAUACGAAAGGGCAAGAGCUUUUAUAGAAUCCGGUACUCGACUUUAAAGUAAAACCAGAACAUUACGAAUCCUUAUUGACAUGUAAAGUAUUCGUUUUUCUAUAUCUGUGAGCCAUUCAUAUCAUAUCAUCCUGUUUGUUUUCUCAUGAUCUUAUUUAAAUAGCAUAUGUACACGUAGAACUUUCAUACAAUUUUGGAUAGUUCUUGAUAAAAGUACGUAGAAUAUUUAGUAUGCGUCUCGCAAUUGUAUAAUAAUGUUUCGUCGCCAAUCAUGUCAUUCUUUAUGCGUAAUGAAUUGACUUGACGUCCGGCAUACGAAUGAACCUUACUUAUUUUCGCAUUACGGUAUAUCGUUGUAGAUUGGCGUGCGAACGUACUCGACAAUGCAUACAAGUAUAGAAAACUACCGUAGUAUUUCAAUACCUAUACUAUACAUAUAUUAUAAUAUUUUUAAUCAGUAAUCAAUCAGUGUUUAGCUUUUCUUUUUUUUGAUAACUGUAGUAAUUUGCUGAUAUUACGGUACAAUUAAAUGCUGUUUACUAAAUCUUCGCUAUUUUUACGUAGGUACAUCAGAUUUUCAGUAAUCAGUAAUAGACUUGUAGAACUAUAGUUUGAUAAGUUUUUCUGAUUGUUUUGUAUAUAGCAUUUAUAAAAAUAAGACAAACAUAGAGGCAGUUUUGUGUGAGUAUGCGAGGGUUGAUGUGCAAGAAAUAAUUUUAGAAAAUAACUUUAAUUCCUUGGGAUUCUGUGUGACUGCAGUUAUAGAAUAGAUUAUUCUUUUAUGAAUAUUCGUAAAUAUAAUACCGAUUAACCACAGUUUACCAAAGUGAGAUUAUUAGAUUAGUGCGUAGAUAAAAGUAAUGUAAUAUUAAGUACACAACGUAACUUAAUACAUUUUUACAAUGUCAGUAAUUAUUGAAAAACGUACAAAGUUUUUGGAAUUACAAGAAUAAUUAAUAAUUUAU
Messenger RNA from Leguminivora glycinivorella, 3131 nucleotides. RefSeq names its product growth arrest-specific protein 1-like. Gene Ontology annotation, biological process: regulation of cell cycle. The transcript has 3 exons. NCBI's taxonomy places the organism in Eukaryota, Metazoa, Arthropoda, Insecta, Lepidoptera, Tortricidae. The record is from RefSeq and is a predicted model, not a curated record. Bases 274 to 975 code for a protein of 233 amino acids.